AAAAAGAGGCAUCACCAACUCAGAACAAUACUCUGUGGGAGAUGUAAGCUGCUGUCUCAUGGGCACAUGGUAACUGCUGUUGGUGGCCAUGGUGGCUAUUCCGGUGGUAAGCAGUUCAUUUUAGCCGAGGAACUAAGAGAAAAGCUUUCAGACAUUCGCUAUGACAAAGUUCUAAUAGUUAAACUGGUUGACAUAGUUGAUUUCAAUGGCAGUUUUCUGGCCCGUAUACGUGAUAUUGCUGGUGCUAAUCCAAUAAUACUAGUUGUAACAAAGGUUGAUCUCCUUCCCAAGGGUACGGAUUUGAAUUGUGUGGGUGACUGGGUUGUGGAAGCUACCAUGAAGAAGAAGCUCAACGUCAUCAGUGUCCACCUUACUAGUUCGAAGUCUUUGGUGGGGAUUGCUGGAGUUAUAUCAGAGAUUCGAAAGGAGAGAAAGGGACGGGAUGUCUAUGUUCUGGGAUCAGCCAACGUUGGAAAAUCUGCUUUCAUCAGUGCUAUACUUAAGAUGAUGGCAAAAAAGGAUCCGGUGGCUGCUGCUGCUCACAAGUACAAACCAAUGCAGUCUGCUGUGCCUGGAACAACGCUAGGCCGCAUUAAAAUUGAAGCUUUUCAAGGAGGUAAUUUUUUCGACACACCAGGAGUACAUCUUCAUCAUCGGCAAGCUGCAGUUGUUCAUUCUGAAGAUCUUCCUUCACUUGCACCUCAAAGUCGUCUCAGGGGGCAAUCAUUCCCUGUGAUGUCAAAAAGUAAUCUUGCUGCUACAGACACUAUUGGUUUAAAUGGAUUCUCAAUAUUCUGGGGUGGUCUUGUGCGGAUUGAUGUUCUUAAGGUUUUGCCGCAGACAUGUUUGACAUUUUUUGGACCACGCAAAUUGCCGAUUCUUAUGGUCCCAACUGCUGAAGCUGAUGAGUUUUACCAUAAAGAGGUUGGAGUUUUGUUGACACCUCCAUCUGAAAAGCAAAGGGAGCUCUGGCCAGGACUUCAAUCUGUGUCUCAGUUGAAAAUAAAAUUUGAAGACCAAAAGAGGUAUUCUACUUUGUUUAAAUUACUGGCAGUUUAAUGAUAAUGUGACCAUGCAAACAAAAGAAGACAAAGCAACCGUCAUCUCAUGAAAAAAAUAUCAUAUCAUAAUCCUUUCCAAAAUGCCACAGCUAUGCCAGGCCAUAUUAUGGAAGGUAUUGUUCAGUUUAGCCCAGACAUCUCAUACCACAUUACAUCUUACUGUUUUAUCCUUUGUUGUGUACUUCCCUGGCGGCACUCAUCCUAGGAAUACUCUGCUAUUAGAAAUUAUACAUUAGAUUAGGGAUGUCAAAUCUAGUUCAUGGGUCGGGUUUAAGGUUGAUUCGAAUUUGACCGAACCAAAACUUCUUGAUCUGAAACAGACCCGAUUCGAAACCUACUCAAAUUGGACCCGCAUAACUCAUUUAAUAUAUAUGAAUAAUAGUAAAUUUCACAUCAAAUUCUAGUUGACGGGUCCAAUUUCAGUUUGAUUGGUUAAUUACGGGUUGGCGGGUCUAACUCGAACCUGACUCGAAUAAUUAAACGUGUUGGGGUUUUGGAUCAGAACCAUACUCAAAAUUUAACAGGUCAACCCGAACUUAAAUUUUUUGAGUUAGCAUGUCAUGUUAAUUUUUGAUACCCUCAUCUUACAUCGAAAGGUGCAUUUUGGUGUAACUGAUGAAUUCUCCGUGGUAACUCCAUAAUUAAGUGUGCUCAUUAUGAAACACACUUGAGUUUGGUGGCCUCUUGAACAGUUAUAUUAAAAAAAAGGAUAACAUCGCUAGUUUAAGCCUCUCGCAUAGUACGAUUUAGGCCGUUAUAUAUACACUACAUACUGAUGAAAAAAAAUUCCUCCAAAGAAGUUUAAAAAUAUCAGCUUUUUAUAGCUAGCAGUAGACACGAUGCAAAUAACAUGCUUUUCAUGAACUGUUCCCCCUUGAUAAAGGAUAAAAGGCAGAUCAAUUUGUUGCAGUUAAACAAAUAAUAUGCUUGCUUUUCUGCGUCCAUAUUUAAUCUCAGGAACAUCUACAUGCAUACCACACGAUUCAUAUGUAUUUGCAUAUCACUCAAAUUCACUUUUUAUGUAUAGAUUUGUAGCACCAUGGUGUUAAAAAUGUAAAUAAUCAAACUUUAGGUGUUCGAUAUGCAAAUCCAUAAGAAUUGUGGUGCCUAUCUAAAUUUACUUAAUCCUAUCAUGAAACAAAUAUCCUUGC
This is a messenger RNA of Phalaenopsis equestris, 2212 nucleotides long. Its product is annotated as putative nitric oxide synthase. The record is from RefSeq and is a predicted model, not a curated record. NCBI's taxonomy places the organism in Eukaryota, Viridiplantae, Streptophyta, Magnoliopsida, Asparagales, Orchidaceae. Gene Ontology annotation, molecular function: GTP binding; GTPase activity.